AUGCUCACCAAGAAUUUCAAAAAGUCUGGCGAGUACAGCACACCAAGUGCUAUCCAACCGAGCGUCAUAGAACCCCGGUUUGGCGACCAUGUUGUUGAAGAAACGCUCUCUGAGGACUUGCCAUCUAGCCUCAGCGAGAAGCACCCACCAGAGAACGAAACCCCUGUCGACUCCAAAGGUUACGAUUCGCGAUACUUGGGCAGCGUCAAUGAGAGCUCGGCAGAGUACUGCGCCCCGGAAGCAUCGGAACUACCUUAUAACGGCAGUUCUCAUACGGGUAUCACCGGCGUUCACAGGGGAGCCCGACAAUCAGUUCUCUCACCCUGGCUUUCCGACAUCUACCGUCUCUUAGUCUCAAUCCUUCUCCUCGCCGCUAUCUACGCGGUCCUCCUUUCGCAGGAUAACAAGCUUCAACGAGACUGGAACAUCAACAGCACCCUCAACUCCAUCGCCAACAUUCUCUUGACAUUCUUGCGAGCGUCCGUCGCCACCGUCACCGCAGAGAUCAUCUGCCAAACGCGCUGGACGUGGUUCUGGUCUGUCAGGUCAUCAGACCCAGAUCGCCGCAUGUUGGAUCUGCAGCACUUCACCAACGGCAGCAGAGACGCGUUUGCGGCAUUGCAGCUCGCGAAACUUGUCAGGUGGCGCAGCCCAUUGACGCUCAUGGCGACCAUCAUCUUUGCAACGUCCUUUGCCAUUAGCCCUUUUGUCCAGCAGGCCAUCAAAACCGUUGAACGUACCGUGCCGGAGGCCGGGAAGCCUGCUAGUAUUCCCAUAGCACGGAACAUCAGCGCGGCGCCUUACUUCCUUGGAGACUCUUCUGUUGUGCUGAAGGCGAGCACCGUUAACGCCUUGCAAGCUGCUGUGUUGAACCCCAGUGGUAUCAAAAUUGUGUCAAAUUGUCCCACGCGCAAUUGCAGUUUUACUGGGCUGGAUUCGGGCGUGUCAAUUGCUUCAAUCGGGGAGAUCACACAUGCCUCUGCUGGGAUAUGUGCGGAGUGCACCGAUCCUAACGGAAUGAAACCUUCCCUGUCUCAGGGGCAUUCGACGGAAAUGAUCUUCCGACCGGGUGACCUUUCGUGGGCUGACGGCAUCAUGUCGGAAAAUGCGCGCUCCCUCGCCGGCCUGGCGCUGUUUAAUACGACAGUCCUCGUUAGCUACUCGAGCAUGGUUCAGGGGACGGAGUUGAGGGAGGAACUUCUGUCUCAGGUUCCCAUGUACAAGUCUGAUGGCUUCAACGGCACAUCAGAGGGGAGCCAUGUAGCUACUCUUUCGCCCUGCCUUGAACAUGAUAGAAACUUCACCGCGGAAGCUAUUGCGGAGGGCCGCGAUUUUCCCUCGUCAUGGGCUCCCCAGAAAUGCAUCUACGGCAUCUCAACGGUCUCGCGACCAGACUUGGACCAUUCUUAG
Molecule: messenger RNA, 1410 nt
Organism: Colletotrichum gloeosporioides
Lineage: Eukaryota; Fungi; Ascomycota; Sordariomycetes; Glomerellales; Glomerellaceae
Exons: 3
Coding region: 1-1410 (469 amino acids)
Source: RefSeq, a predicted model, not a curated record